UCCAUGGCCGUGAUCGCGCCCUACGCGGCACAGCGGAACCUGUUGGAGAGGCGCCUCUCCGAACUGGGUCUGCGGCAUCCGGGGACCCAGGUUGCUACGGUGGAUGCCCUCCAGGGAGACGAGCGCGAGGUCGUCGUUUUCUCCGCGACGCGCAGCAACGACACCGGAGCCAUCGGCUUCCUGAGCGACCCUCGACGAGCAAAUGUCCUUUUGACCCGCGCCCGCCGUGCCCUCUUCGUCGUGGGC
This is a messenger RNA of Symbiodinium sp. CCMP2456, 246 nucleotides long. The record is from the annotation of a GenBank genome assembly. Lineage: Eukaryota; Dinophyceae; Suessiales; Symbiodiniaceae.